Molecule: messenger RNA, 788 nt
Organism: Musca domestica (house fly)
Lineage: Eukaryota; Metazoa; Arthropoda; Insecta; Diptera; Muscidae
Gene: BBIP1
Product: BBSome-interacting protein 1
Exons: 1
Coding region: 508-774 (88 amino acids)
Biological process (GO): cilium assembly; receptor localization to non-motile cilium
Cellular component (GO): BBSome
Source: RefSeq, a predicted model, not a curated record
AAGAACUAUCCCCUUUGUAAUCUACUACUUUGCUGAGGAAGACACUGUUGAGCACGAAAUUGUUAAUAAGAAUCUAUAUAAAUAACAAUUUAAAUUAAAUAUUUCGUAUAAAAAUGAUAAGAUAAAAACAACAAUAACAAUAUGAGUGUCAAUUUGAUCAAAUAAAUAAACAAAAGAAAACAACAGAAACUAUUCUUUGCUUACUUGUUCGUUGAAAGGAAGACAAGUGGCAAACGCUGAAAAAAAAACAGUUCACCAAAUAUACACCCCCCACAAAGAAACCAGAACACUUCGUCACAAAAACAACAACAACGAUAUAUAAAGGACAAAGUUUAGGAGGCUAAUGUUUGUUAUUAACGCUUAGCAGUGGUGGUGGUUGUGCGUGUGGAGUUAACGAGAAAAACAAUAUCAAAGAUCAAAACGUUGACGUUUCUUUGACUGGUAGUCGGUCGGUCGGUGGGUCGUUUGGUCUUUGUUGUCGCUGCAGCCGUGAGCCGCCCUUUGAUUAUGACGACAAAAACCAAUGCCAGCGUAGAAAUCAAUAACACCACCAGAGCCAAUCAAGAGGAUUUGUAUAGCAAAGAAAAAAUCGAAUUAAUUGUACCAACAACGGGUAAAUUGUAUUUCGAACAUAAACCGGAGCUGGUAUUCUGUAAGCCGCACUUAAUGCCAUUGAAAUCUCAAGCGCUGGAACGCUUGGAGGAAAUGCAACGUGAUACUGCAAGGCAGUUGCAGGAGAAACGCUUAAAAGGUUCCCAUAAGGCCAAGAACUAAAAAAGGAGCUUUGU